This is a messenger RNA of Coccinella septempunctata (seven-spotted ladybird), 610 nucleotides long. RefSeq lists its product as uncharacterized. Bases 106 to 537 code for a protein of 143 amino acids. The transcript has 3 exons. The record is from RefSeq and is a predicted model, not a curated record. NCBI's taxonomy places the organism in Eukaryota, Metazoa, Arthropoda, Insecta, Coleoptera, Coccinellidae.
GAACCUCGUUGUGCUUUGUUAAGUUCGUGUACGAAUUUUGCGAUUCAUUGUUCUGGUUGUGGUAAUGUACCGGCAAUUCCAAAUUUUCGUGUGUCACAGAGAUAUAUGAAGAUUUUUGUAUUUUUACUCAGGAUUCUCGUCUGUGUAAGCAUUUGCUUCCCGGCACUCCAAGGAUUCAAGCAACAGAUUGAGACAGAGGCUUCCUUGAGAAUAAGUCCACAAUUUCAUCUUUACGGUAUUCAGGAGGAGGAACAAGCGGAAACGAAUCAACUACCAGAAAGAAAGUCGCCGAACGAAGAAAGGGGAAACAUACUUACUCCUUCGCUUACUAUUUCCGUGAGAGCAGAAAAAAAUAAACAAAAACAAGCAGCUGCUCUCUGCUACUGUAUAGCAGGAAAGAUGCAGGCUGAGCAAGGAAGCAUAGGGGAUCUUCAGAAAUACCAUAACAGAUAUUUACGGAAUAGGCGACACACCUUAGCCAAUGUUCGAUAUAGAAGUGACGUUAGAAAUAUCAUUCCGCUACCGAUUGCAAGCUAAAUUCUUAGACUGUGAAUGCUCACGUCGACUUUUUUUCACGACCAGAUUCUCAAAAUUUUUACUUCAUUUUUCC